GGCCGCGGCGAGCGGAGCUCCGGGCCCGCCAUGGCCGCAGGGGCGGUGGGGGCUGUCCCGGCUGAGCAGCCGCCGCUGCCGGGCCGCCUGCCCGGAGGAGCCGGCACGGAGCGCGCCCUGGAAGAAGCAGAGGCCUCCGGCACCCUCAGUCUGGCCGGCCGGCGGCUGCGCGCCUUCCCGGCGGCGGCAGCGCGGCGCUGGGACCUCAGCGACACCACCCAGGCCGACCUGUCCCGGAACCGUUUCGGGGAGGUGCCGGAGGCCGCCUGCCGCCUGGUCUCUCUGGAAGGGCUGAGCCUGCACCACAACUGCCUGCGCAGCGUCCCCCCGGCCAUCGCCAACCUGCAGGCCCUGGCUCACCUGGACCUCAGCCGCAACCAGCUGAGCUCGCUGCCCGCCUGCCUGUGCCUGCUGCCCCUGCGCGUCCUCAACGCCAGCAACAACCGCCUGUCCCGGCUUCCUCCGAACCUGGGCGCCCUCCGCACCCUGCGGCAGCUGGACGUGGGCUGUAACCGGCUGCGGGCGCUGCCGCCGGGGCUGGGGCAGCUGCGGGCGCUGCGGGACCUCAACGUGCGGCGGAACCAGCUGGCGGCGCUGCCCGAGGAGCUCUCGGAGCUGCCCCUGGUCCACUUGGAUUUCUCCUGCAACCGGGUGGUGGCGAUUCCGCGCUGCUUCCGCCGGCUCCGGCACCUCCAGACGCUUCUGGCGGACAACAACCCGCUCCAGUUCCCCCCUGCCCAGAUCUGCCUGAAGGGCAAAGUCCACAUCUUCAAGUACCUGGAAGCCGAGGCUGCCGCCCAUCCUGUGCCCGCAUGCCCCCCGGACGAGCCGUGUCCCCUCCGGCAGCGAGGGGGGCUGGACUCCGGCUUCCACAGCGUGGACAGCGGCAGCAAGCGCUGGUCGGGGAACGAGUGCUCGGAUGAGUCCUCGGAGCCGUCCCGGCAGCACAGGGAGAUGCACGGCGGGGCAGCUGGUGACAGUGACCCGGAGCAGCUGGAGGAGGAGCCCUCGCCCGAGGAGCAGCAGAGGGGUGACACCCCCGAGGGCAGCAGGGGGGUCCCCAAUUGCCGGCGGCGCCCCAAGAACCUGGAGGUGUGGAUGGAGAGAGAGAGGGAGAGGAGCUGGGACAGGACCCCCCCCCGGAGACCCCCCCAGGACCCCAACGGAGCCCCCAGCCCCCCAAAACCCAGUGCCUGCCUCAGCCCUUCCUCCUCCUCUUCCUCCUCCCACAGUGCCACCAGGCCAGGCCCCCCGGACCCUGACCAGCUGAUGGCUGAGCUGCGCCAGAGCCUCGAGGCGCUGCUGCAGCUGCGGCUGCCGGAGGAGCUGGGGGGAGACCUGGAGCUGCUGGGGCGUGUGGCGGCACGGCUGCGGCCCUGGGCGAGCCCCCCCAGCCCCUGCCGGACGCCGCCGCCCUCCGAGGUGAAGCCCCCCCCCCCGGCGCCCCCCCCCCGGGCUGCUCUUCGCCCUCUUCUACGGCCUCCUCAUGGCGCUGUGCGGGAGGAGCCGAGCCGGGCCCGGGCCCCGCGGGGGGAGCUGGGGGCGUCUGUCCCCCCCCAGUGCCCCCGUUAA
Camarhynchus parvulus is the source of this 1572-nucleotide messenger RNA. It is a transcript of the gene LRCH4, whose product is annotated as leucine rich repeats and calponin homology domain containing 4. Gene Ontology annotation, molecular function: protein binding. NCBI's taxonomy places the organism in Eukaryota, Metazoa, Chordata, Aves, Passeriformes, Thraupidae. The transcript has 17 exons. The record is from RefSeq and is a predicted model, not a curated record. Bases 31 to 1572 code for a protein of 513 amino acids.